AGGGUUAUUGAGAAUAUUAGGCCCGAGACCAGGCGUCAAAAACGAAGUGUAUCCGCGUCUUGUUAGGCAUUAGUUCGCAUCUGCUUGUUGCUGUAGGAUAGAAACAAAUUCGAUUCAGUGUCCAUCAUGAAGUUUGUGAUCUUGUUGUGUCUGCUUGGCUGUAUGGCAACUGCCAAUGGAUUUAUCUUGGAUCUGCUGAAGGACAAGAAACCCUCGGGUCGAGAGGAUUCAGGGGACAAUCUUAAUAUAUUGCAUCAACCAAUGGAGCUUUUUAGCAGUUUAUUGGAAAAUUUUAAGAAGGGAUUUACGAAUAUAUUGAGCCUUUUCGGUGUUGGUGGUGGGAAGGGUGGAGAUGGUGAAGAUAGUAGCGACAAAUCAACGACUGAAUCUUCGUCAUCUGAAGAAUCAACAACGGCUAAAACAACAUCAGCAACGAAAACAGAGGCAUCAUCAGAGGAAACAACAAAGGCAUCCACUACAACGGAAUCCAAAUCUUCAGAGGACUCAUCCACGGAAGACUCAACCACCAGUUCCAGUACGAAAAAAGAUUAGAACAACAGGAAAGAACAACAGUGCUUCAGCUCCAUGAGGAGAAAUUCUAUCGCUAAAACUUCGCAUCGCAUAUUGCUCGCCAUUGUUUGUUCCUCAGCUGCUUUAUACCGGGUAUUUAAACAACGAGAAUAAAAUUGCGAACCAUAUUUUUAGCAGCUUGUGUUCAUUGUUUACGCAAAUGUUGGGGAGCCUCGAACCAUUUCAUUUCAUUCAAAGAUCUUCCAUCAUCAGUCGUUGAUCGACAAUGUCUUGGUUUAGUAAUUCUCUUUGCAUUGUAUUGCUAACAAUCUUGAUGCUGGACUUUGUACGGCCAGCUCCAAUAGGGGUUAAUCUGAUAGAUACACCCGACGAGCAUCUUGUAAGUUUUGAGGUGGACGUCGAUCGGCAAUCUGACCUGAUGCUGCCCAAGCUUGAGCUUCAAUUGGUGAAGACACAUCAACAAGAGGAUGAUAUAGAAGUUCUGCGUAUGCAAUUAUUGCAGCUGAAUCUACUCAAGUUGCUUAUUGCCUUGGACCUACUUAUAUUGAUAUGCAUUUAUUUCUACGCCAGAGAAAAAAAAUACAGCCCAGUGCAAGCUGUAUAAAAUGCGGAUUAUUACUACUAAGUUUAUAAAAAACCCCAGCUUACUUUAAAAAUGUAUAAAAUAAAUAUAAAAAUAUGACUUUUGUAAAUUCUCUUCUAGAAAUAAAAAAAAAA
This is a messenger RNA of Drosophila biarmipes, 1248 nucleotides long. RefSeq lists its product as uncharacterized. The coding region runs from base 797 to 1135 and encodes 112 amino acids. The transcript is spliced from 3 exons. The record is from RefSeq and is a predicted model, not a curated record. NCBI's taxonomy places the organism in Eukaryota, Metazoa, Arthropoda, Insecta, Diptera, Drosophilidae.